This is a messenger RNA of Glycine soja, 1882 nucleotides long. RefSeq names its product cytochrome P450 CYP82D47-like. The record is from RefSeq and is a predicted model, not a curated record. NCBI's taxonomy places the organism in Eukaryota, Viridiplantae, Streptophyta, Magnoliopsida, Fabales, Fabaceae. The transcript is spliced from 2 exons. Gene Ontology annotation, molecular function: monooxygenase activity; iron ion binding; oxidoreductase activity, acting on paired donors, with incorporation or reduction of molecular oxygen. Gene Ontology annotation, biological process: defense response to other organism. The coding region runs from base 72 to 1688 and encodes 538 amino acids.
AAGCUAAGCAACUAGAAAACCGACAUAUGUGUAGCUUAUAAAAUCUUUAGCUAAAUUUGAGCAUCAGAGUCAUGGAUGCUUUUCAGUUCAAAACUAUUAUUUCAGGCAUUCUUGCCCUGCUAGCAUGCGCCUUGUUUUAUCAAUUUAAGAAAACACUUUGUGGCAAUACAAAGAAGAUCUGUAGGGCACCUCAAGCAGCAGGUGCAUGGCCUAUCAUUGGCCAUUUGCACCUCUUCAAUGCUCAUCAACUCACACACAAAACACUUGGCAAAAUGGCUGAGAAACAUGGUCCAAUUUUCACAAUAAAGCUUGGUUCAUACAAAGUUCUAGUAUUGAGUAGCUGGGAGAUGGCCAAGGAGUGUUUCACUGCCCAUGACAAAGCAUUCUCCACCAGACCCUGUGUUGCAGCCUCAAAGCUAAUGGGCUACAACUAUGCCAUGUUUGGUUUCACUCCUUAUGGCUCGUACUGGCGCCAGGUGCGAAAAUUAACCACCAUAGAGCUUCUUUCUAACAACCGUCUUGAGCCACUCAAGGACACAAGAACGGUUGAGUUAGAUGCUGCAAUAAGGGAGCUUUAUAAGGUUUGGACAAGAGAAGGUUGUCCAAAGGGAGGGGUUUUGGUGGAUAUGAAGCAGUGGUUUGGUGAUUUGACUCAUAAUAUUGCUCUGAGAAUGGUGGGAGGGAAGUCAUAUAGUGGGGUUGGUGAUGAUGAUCAUGCAGAAGGUGAGGCAAGAAGGUAUAGGAGAGUUAUGAGAGACUGGGUGUGUUUGUUUGGGGUGUUUGUGUUGUCUGAUUCAUUUCCAUUUCUGGGGUGGUUGGAUAUCAAUGGAUAUGAAAAGGAUAUGAAGAGAACCGCCAGUGAAUUGGAUGCUCUGGUUGAAGGGUGGCUUGAGGAACACAAAAGGAAAAGGAAAAGGAAAAGAGGUUUGAGUGUGAAUGGAAAGGAAGAACAGGAUGAUUUCAUGGAUGUCAUGCUGAAUGUUCUGCAGGGUACAGAGAUUUCUGGUUAUGAUUCAGAUACCAUCAUCAAGGCUACUUGCCUGAAUUUGAUUUUAGCAGGAACUGACCCCACCAUGGUCACGCUAACAUGGGCACUAUCUCUGCUACUUAACCAUCAAAUGGAACUUAAAAGAGCCCGACAUGAACUGGACACUCUUAUUGGGAAGGACAGGAAGGUGGAAGAAUCUGACAUAAAGAAGUUAGUGUACCUCCAAGCUGUUGUGAAGGAAACUCUGCGCCUGUAUCCACCAAGUCCCAUUAUCACCCUUCGUGCCGCCAUGGAAGACUGCACCUUUUCAUGUGGCUAUCACAUUCCUGCUGGCACACAAUUAAUGGUGAAUGCUUGGAAGAUCCACAGGGAUGGUCGUGUUUGGAGUGAACCUAAUGAUUUCAAGCCUGAGAGGUUCUUGACAAUCCACAAAGAUGUUGAUGUAAAGGGUCAGAACUAUGAGCUCGUCCCUUUUAGUUCUGGAAGGCGAGCAUGCCCUGGGGCCUCGCUCGCUCUGCGUGUGGUGCACUUGACCUUGGCUAGACUCUUACAUUCUUUCGAUGUUGCUUCUCCUUCAAAUCAAGUUGUUGACAUGACAGAGAGCUUUGGACUCACAAAUUUAAAAGCAACCCCGCUUGAAGUUCUCCUAACUCCACGUCUAGACACCAAAUUUUAUGAGGACUAUAUUAUAUUAAGCUAGGUUCCUCAAAAUAUGUGCAGGAAGCCUCUGGGUUCUGAAAUCGGGGUUUUCCAUCUUGUAAUAACAAUAACAUGUUUAAUUAAGUUGCACUGUAUUAUGAUAGCUGGUGCAAUUUGUAGUAUUCUGAUAAUUCCGAACUUGUGUAAAAGAUAAAUGAAUCGAAUGAGUAACCUUCACGAAUAUUAUGUCUUUUU